Messenger RNA from Gadus macrocephalus (Pacific cod), 4206 nucleotides. RefSeq names its product F-actin-monooxygenase mical1-like. The record is from RefSeq and is a predicted model, not a curated record. Bases 244 to 3933 code for a protein of 1229 amino acids. Gene Ontology annotation, molecular function: protein binding; FAD binding. The transcript has 23 exons. NCBI's taxonomy places the organism in Eukaryota, Metazoa, Chordata, Actinopteri, Gadiformes, Gadidae.
UAAACAGCUGAAAGGCAGAUAAUUUUUAUUAGUACAUGGAACCCAGCUAUGAUAUCAAGGUCCAUAGAGAGUGGAAGUAACUUAGAAAAGACACCUAAUAAAAGUAGCUGACAAAUGUAGAAGCACCGAGGAGUUUGGAGCCAAGACUUGAUAGAGACCAAAUUACCAUGAACGAUGUGCUAUAGUAUAAGCUGACCACCAAAGCAACUAAAGUAAACCAAGGGAAGACGCCUUGGGGUCUCUAUGGCGAACCAGGAGCCCACCGACCCCUCGCAUGCUCUGUUCGACCUCUUCGUCACGGCUGAAUCCUGCAGGGAUGUGCAGAAGCACUUUUUGGCGCUGUGCGAGCAGCUACAAGUGGAUCCCAAGGACUUCAGGGUCUUUUACUCCAAGCUGAAGGAAAGGCUGAACUACAGGAAGGCCAAAGACCUGUGGGUGAAGAUAGAUAAGAGGGCGUCACACAAGGACUACCAGCAGAGGAAGGCCUGUGCUGAAAACAAGUGUCUGGUGCUGGGGGCCGGACCAUGUGGGCUGAGGGCCGCUGUGGAGCUGGCCCUGCUAGGGGCCCAGGUGCUGGUGGUGGAGAAGAGGGCGUCCUUCUCCAGGAACAACGUGCUGCACCUGUGGCCCUACACCGUCUGCGACCUCCGAGGGCUCGGAGCCAAGAAGCUAUACGGUCGAUUCUGCACCGGGACCCUGGACCACAUCAGUAUUCGCCAGCUGCAGCUCAUCCUGCUGAAGGUGGCUUUGGUCCUGGGGGUGGAGGUGUUGACUGCGGUGGAGUUCCAGGGUUUGGAGGAGCCCUCCGGGGACAAAGGUUGGACUGCAAAACUGCAUCCUAAUCUCCAUCCUACGCUGGCCUUUGAAUUUGAUGUCUUUAUUUCUGCUGGAGGGGGGAGCUUUCUCCCUGAUGGCUUCAAGCAAAAGGAACUCAGGGCGACUCUUGCGAUCGGCAUCACGGCCAACUUCACAAACAGACACACUGUGGCCGAGGCCCGGGUGGCAGAGAUCAGCGGAGUGGCCCGCAUCUACAACCAGAAGUUCUUCCAUGAUCUGCUCACUCAAACAGGUAUUGAUUUAGAAAACAUUGUUUACUAUAAGGACGACACCCACUAUUUUGUGAUGACUGCCAAGAAAAAGAGUCUGUUGAAGAAGGGGGUCAUUAAGCAGGACUACAGCGACGCUGAGCAGCUGCUGGCCCGGGAGAACGUGGACCAUGACGCCCUGUGGCGCUACGCCUACGAGGCGGCCAACUUCUCCACCAACCGCCAGCUGCCUGACCUGGAGUUCGCCACCAACCACGCGGGGCGGCGCGACGUGGCCAUGUUCGACUUCACCUGCAUGCACCGCGCCGAGCACGCCUCGCUGGUGCGGGAGCGCCGCGGCAAGAAGCUGCUCAUGGGCCUGGUCGGGGACAGCCUGGUGGAGCCCUUCUGGCCCCUGGGAACGGGUAUUGCCCGGGGUUUCUUUGCUGCCUUUGACACUGCGUGGAUGGUGAGAAGCUGGGGCCUGGGAGACCCCUACCUCAAAGUGCUGGCUGAGCGAGAGAGUGUCUACCAGCUCCUGUCCCAGACCGACCCGGGGAACACCAACAAGAACUACACGUCCUACAGCAUCAGACCCUCGACGCGUUACCGGCACGUCAACCUGUCCGCCAUACAGGUGCACCAGGUACAGCACCUGUACCACGUCAACGACAUCCCUCCGAGCAAGGAGAACAUAGACGCUCACCUACGACAAGAUUCGGCGGGUGGUGUGGAGGAUCUGUUGAGGUGGUGUCAGAAGAACACGGCGGGCUACGCCGGAGUAGAAGUGAAGGACUUCACCCUGUCGUGGACCUCGGGCCGAGCUCUGUGCGCCCUGAUCCACCACUUCAGACCCCAGCUCAUUGACAUGUCGUCUCUGAAUGAGUCCGAUGCGGUUCACAACCACCAACUGGCCAUGGAUCUUCUGGAGCGGGAGCUGAGCAUCUCCCCGGUGAUGGCCGCCAGCGCCAUGGCCAGCAGUGGCCUGAUAGACAAGCUGUCCAUGGUGCUGUACCUCACCCAGGUCCACGACGUCCUCACAAAGAACAAAAAAGAGCCUGCAGACGUCCUGGACCUGCCCAAGCCCCUGACUCUGCCGCGAUUGCUGUCUGCCGUUUACUUCCUGAGCAAGCUGAAGCACAACUCGCUGCAGAGACCAAAGCCUGCAGCCCCCCCUGUUGCCCCGGAGGGGAACCAGGGCUCCGGUGUGAUGGGGGACAUCGAGACGGACGCGGCCCCGGCACUGGGCAGCAGCAGCGAGGACUGCUACAGCUGUGGCCAGCGGCUGUACCUCCUGGCCCGCGUCAACGCCAUGGGGAAGUUCUUCCACCGCCACUGCUUCACCUGCCACAAGUGUGGACACCCGCUGAGGCUGGGCGGCUACACCUUCCACCAGACCACAGGGACCUUCUACUGCGAGCUGCACUCCGAACACCUGGGCCCCGAGAACGGAUCCGAGGACUCCUCUGAUGAGGUGUGUGCAGGAGGAGACGGUCCAACGGAUGAAGAGAACAGCACUUCUAGUGAUGAAGACGUUCCCUCCCCCUCAGACGAGGAUCUAGAACACACGCUAGACUCUGGACCCACACGGCCACAUCCAGUCCAGGGAGAUCAACACCAGACCAUCCCUGGACCUAUAGGGAACCCCCAGUCCCCUGCAAAGCCCCCUCAUGCUACCGGGAUGGUGGCGCCCAUUGAAGAGGAAGAGGAGGAGGAGGAGAAGACCACCAUGCCCAACGCGUCCCCUCCUACCCCAAAGCCCCGCGUCUCCAAGAAGAACCAUCCCAGCCCGCAGCCCUCGCCUCCGGUCCCCAAGCCGCGAACCCUCCACCUGGUCGACCCCCUAGCCGACGACGAGGACCCCGGAGGGUCCCCUGAGCACCAGGACCGGGGGUCCCCCUGCCAGAAGGACUCCCGGCCCAAGCAGUCUCUGCGGAAGCUGCAGCUGUCGGAGGAGGAGAAGUGCCAACUGGUGAACCUCCAGAGCUUCAGCGCCGACUCGGACUCGGAGACCCCCGGGGGGUCUUCCAGCUGCUCCUCUUCGUCCGCGGCCACGGCGGGGGGGCCGAGCCCCCCCAAGCCGGCGGGGCAGGGCCAGGGCCAGGACCCGGGGCAGGAGGAGGAGGAGGAGGACUACUUGAGCGGCAGCACGUUGCAGCGCGGGAAGAGGAACCGCCGCUGCAUCCGCAGGAAAGAGGAGCCGGGCGGCCAGGCUAAGACCAGGGUCCACUCCAAGGUCUCCCCCAGAGACCCCCAGCUCAGCGUCCUCACCCCCCACCCGGGCAGAGUGGAGACAACUUUCAGACAUGGCCACAGCACUUCAGAAGAUGGGGAUGAUGAAGAGGAGGACGAUGAUGACGACGAUGAAGAAGACAUGAGGUUUGGGAGUUACGACAUUGAAUUCCCUGAUGAGAAGCCCUCUGACCCCGUCGAAGCAGAGAAGUUGGAACUGAGGAAGAUGAGGACCCUGGAGCGAAGAGCCAAGAUGACUGAACUACAGCGCUUCCGUAAUGCCCAGUCCAUCCAGAGGAGGCUGGAGGAGAUCGAGGUGACCUUCAAAGAGCUGGAGGAAAAAGGCGUGGUGCUGGAAAGAGCUCUGAGAGGGGAGCCAGGAAGUGGAGGUUCUCCUGAGAUGAUCGAGCAGUGGAUACAGCUGGUCCACGAGAAAAACGCAGUGGAUUCUGAGGAGUCCGACCUCAUGGUGGCGUCUCGACAGCUGGAGCUUGAAGACCAACAGGGCAUACUGGAACUGGAGCUCAGGAAGUACAAGGAACUGAGCGACUCUGAGAAGACGGCGGAGCAGCAGGCGGAGGAGGAGCGCAUCCUGCAGCAGAGGAUGGAGGUGGUGGACAUGAGGGACUCCCUGGUGGCCUUCCUGGACGAGAAGCGUCAAGUUGUUUCAGGGUGAACUACAAGAUAGCAGGAUGGGAUAAUUAUGUGAAUUGAUACAAAUCCACCAGUGGCAGCAUUGUACUUUGAAAGCUGGUGGGCAGCAUGUCUUGUACUACAAGGGCAGAAGGAAAGGGCCUACUCUUGAUUUGUAAAACUAAAUAAAAAAACCUGGGCCUAUCAUUGGGCCUAUUUUUGCCCUCAAUGACUGAAGCUAUUGGUUGUAAUUUGGCUAUGUUCAUUGUCAGCUACAAUUGUUUCAAGAAAAAUAAAGACACAAUACCAAAAGUGA